Molecule: messenger RNA, 7792 nt
Organism: Oncorhynchus mykiss (rainbow trout)
Lineage: Eukaryota; Metazoa; Chordata; Actinopteri; Salmoniformes; Salmonidae
Product: protein kinase C epsilon type
Biological process (GO): protein phosphorylation
Molecular function (GO): diacylglycerol-dependent serine/threonine kinase activity; ATP binding
Source: RefSeq, a predicted model, not a curated record
UCCCUGUAUCUGUCACUUGAGCCCUUGGAUGCGUCUCUGUCCUGACAGCCUGGUCGACUCGCCUACACUGACAGUUGUGUUGCACUCCCCCAUCUGGCAUAGACAAGACGCAGCGCGCCUCAGAGAAAGAAACUGACGUGUUUUGCGCAUUUCCUGCACCAGUGUUUAGACUGUUGGAGGAGAAAAGGGAGGUGUGCAGGAAACCAAAAACAGCAACGGCGAGAAAACAGCCUGGGAGUUUAAGGAGCAAACUGAAACCAAGUACAGCAACGGCAAGAAAACCGUCUGGGAGUAUAAGGAACGAACAGAAACCAAGAAAACCACAACAGAGUCGACCUGCAACUAUACACUGCUUGAGCAAUUCACAAGUCGGGUAGCCGGUUUGGGAAACAUCCCAAAUGCUCGGCGAGGAGGCAGCAGUCUCUUCCAACGGUGGAAUACGAGUGUUUCCAAAGCCUAGUGGAGUUGCCGAGGAUAGUUUUGAUAGAUUUUGCUCUGUCGUGUUGCGGUUUGGGUAGGCUGUUGACAUUCCAACUGCUGCAUAGUCGUAUUUUUCCUUCUUAUAAGCUUCUCAAGACGUGUAUUUAUUCUAUUCAAAAGAAAGGCUGUGUCUGGUUGAACGCCAAAUGUGGAUUAUCAUUGGGAAAACCAAGACUGUUAGAGAGCAAAAACGAGACAAUUUACUCUCACUAGACUGUUUCGGGAGGACUGAUUUGCAUCCGAUUGGUAGUCUAUGUGUGUACUAGAGUGAGACGGGACAGCAUUUCCCCGUUACAUUUAAGUCUCAACCCAUUCAAACCGUGGUCUUCAUUUGAGGAUUCAAACAACACAUAAAACUAGGACACAUGAUUUAUGACCAAUUGAAGUGUUUGGGUUAAAGGAAUUUAUUGUAAACAACCAAUCUUCUUCCAAGUCCUAUUGAGGAGGAUUACAUCACCGCCAUGGUGGUUUUCAAUGGGUUAUUGAAGAUCAGGAUUUGUGAGGCGUUGGACUUGAAACCGACAGCUUGGUCUCUCAGACAUGCGGUUGGCCCAAAGACCCAGACUUUUCUCUUAGACACAUACAUUGCACUAAACGUGGAUGACUCGCGUGUGGGCCAAACUUCCACCAAACAGAAAACCAACAGCCCUGCGUGGAACGAUGAGUUCGUUACGGAGGUGCAUAACGGAAGGAAAAUCGAACUGUCGGUGUUUCACGACGCGCCAAUUGGAUAUGACGAUUUCGUAGCCAACUGCAUCAUACAGUUCGAAGAUAUAUUGCAGAAUGGCAGUAAGCACUACGAGGAAUGGAUUGACUUGGAGCCUGAGGGGAAGGUGUACGUCAUCAUGGACCUGUCUGGAUCCUCUAGUGAAGCUCCAGGCUCCGGUGAGAAUGCUGAGGAGCGUGUGUUUCGGGAGCGCAUGCGGCCUAGGAAGAGGCAGGGUGCCGUACGAAGGAGGGUCCAUCAAGUCAACGGACACAAGUUCAUGGCCACCUACCUGCGGCAGCCUACCUACUGCUCCCACUGCAGAGACUUUAUAUGGGGUGUGAUUGGAAAACAGGGUUACCAGUGUCAAGUGUGCACGUGUGUAGUCCAUAAGCGCUGCCACGAGCUCAUCAUAACAAAAUGUGCUGGGAUGAAGAAAGACAAAGAGGACACCACACCAGAGGAGGUUGGAUCCCAGCGGUUCAGCGUUAAUAUGCCUCAUAAGUUUGGUAUUCACAACUUCAAAGUCCUAACCUUCUGUGACCACUGUGGAUCGCUACUGUGGGGCCUGCUCAGACAAGGGCUGCAAUGCAAAGUCUGUAAGGUGAAUGUACACAGACGCUGUGAAAGUAACGUGGCUCCUAACUGUGGGGUGGACGCGAGGGGCAUCGCCAAGGUUCUGUCAGACCUGGGGGUCACACCAGACAAGAUCUCCAGCAGUGCCCAGAGGAGGAAAAAGAUAACCCAAGAACCCCAGCAGCCGUUACCAUGUACCCCCCAGGCAGAGGAGGACCGAUCCAAAUCAGCCCCCACCUCCCCAUGUGACCAAGACCUGAAAGAGUUGGAGAACAUACGCAAGGCGCUGUCGUUUGACCAACGUGGACAGGAACACAAGUCGGCCUCAUCCUCUUCUUCCAAGGUGGCGGUGGGCUCAGAGGGGGGCGAGGCCCGGGAGAAUGGAGAGCUCAAGACAGUCCAGACCAAGAGGAUGACGCUGCAGAACUUCCUCUUCAUCAAGGUCCUGGGCAAAGGCAGCUUCGGAAAGGUGAUGCUGGCUGAGCUGAAAGGGACAGAUGAGGUGUAUGCUGUGAAGGUGUUGAAGAAAGACGUGAUCCUGCAGGAUGAUGAUGUGGACUGUACCCUGACAGAGAAACGCAUAUUGGCCCUGGCUAGGAAACACCCCUACCUGACCCAGCUCUUCUGUUGCUUCCAGACUAAGGACCGUCUGUUCUUUGUGAUGGAGUAUGUAAAUGGAGGAGACCUGAUGUUUCAGAUCCAGCGCUCCAGGAAGUUUGACGAGACGCGCUCUCGCUUCUAUGCCGCCGAAGUCACCUCUGCCCUCAUGUUUCUUCACCAACAUGGAGUAAUCUACAGAGAUCUGAAACUGGAUAACAUUCUGCUGGAUGCACAAGGCCACUGUAAACUGGCUGACUUUGGCAUGUGUAAGGAGGGGAUCCUCAAUGGAGUCACCACCACCACCUUCUGUGGGACCCCAGACUACAUCGCUCCGGAGAUCCUACAGGAGCUAGAAUAUGGCCCCUCUGUGGACUGGUGGGCUCUGGGGGUGCUUAUGUACGAGAUGAUGGCUGGCCAGCCCCCCUUUGAGGCAGACAAUGAGGAUGACCUGUUUGAGUCCAUUCUCCACGAUGAUGUCCUCUACCCAGUGUGGCUAAGCAAGGAGGCAGUCUCCAUCCUCAAAGCGUUCAUGACGAAGAGUCCAAACAAGCGUCUGGGCUGUGUGAUCACCCAGGGCUUGGAGGAGGCCAUCAAGGUGCAUCCCUUCUUCAAGGAUAUGGACUGGGUUCUGCUGGAGCAGAAGAGGGUCAAACCACCCUUCAAACCUCGCAUUAAAACCAAAAGGGACGUGAACAACUUUGACCAGGACUUCACUCGCGAGGAGCCUGUCCUCACCCCUGUAGAAGACGCCAUUAUUAAGCAGAUCAACCAAGACGAGUUCAAGGGUUUCUCCUACUUUGGAGGGGAGGAGACUCUGUCCUCACCCCUGUAGAAGACGCCAUUAUUAAGCAGAUCAACCAAGAUGAGUUCAAGGGUUUCUCCUACUUUGGAGGGGAGGAGAAUCUGUCCUAAGGCCUGCACACACACCAACACACACACACACACCAACACACACACACACACACACACAAACAAACACGUAUAGACACACAUACAUGCAGGAACACUGACAUACACACAAAUUUAAGAACACACAUACAAACAUACAUACAUACAUACAUGCAAACCCAUGUAUUUUCUCCCAUACAGAAUUAUAAAAUACACACAGAGUAAAUUAUUACUUUCACACACUCAUAUAAAACUCCGGCCAUUAGGGCCUCAGAUUAGUACCAACUUCAAAACCUAAACCAGAGCAUCUACAGCGCUCUACCAGUAUCUGUCUGUAUGUCUGUCUGUCCAUCCGUGCAUGCUUUCUAAGUUACAAACCAAUGUAAUUCAAGAGUAGGUCAGAUAGGAAGCCCAUCUGCUUUAUUAUCAAGGUCCUAUUGGCUGGUCCAGAUCAGAGUGGUGGAUCAAACCACACUCUUUGUGGUGGAGGGUGGCCCUAGGAUUGGCCCCCUGACACUGAAUAUAGCCUGGCCCUUGCCCCACUGGACCGGGCUGAUAACAGUGAUGAAAGCUCCUCACAGUCCUGCCACAGAUUGUCACAAGGCCCUUUCCAGUGGACUAUGAAAUGUACAGGGAAUGUUUAUGUGACGGUGUCAACUUUUUGUCUAUAUAAGGAUUUAAAGGUCAGGGGUUAUGUGUGCUUUGGGCAGGGGUCUUGUUCGACAUGGUCUCCUUACAAUAGGUCAGACUUUCAACUGUUUCGUCAACCAUCCUAGUUCCUCAGUGAGUAUAUGAUACUGAAAUAAUUAUGUUAUUAAAUUAAUCUGUAAUUUCUUAAACUGUCCUGUACAUUUCUCAUUGUACUAGAAUGUCCUCCUUCUCUGCCAUGUUUAAACUGGAUGUACUAGAAUGACCUCCUUCUCUGCCAUGUUUAAACUGGAUGUACUAGAAUGUCCUCCACCUCUGCCAUGUUUAAACUGGAUGUACUAGAAUGUCCUCCUCCUCUGCCAUGUUUAAACUGGAUGCACUAGAAUGUCCUCCUCUGCCAUGUUUAAAUGCAAAAAAAAAAACGAAUCCAUAGAACCAAUGAUUGUAUUUAAAAAAGCUAAAACCAAUUGGUUCACAGUGUCAAUAAAAAAGAGAAGCCUGUUUCAAAGUUUCCUCAAGAUCAAAACGACGGCAGAAUUAGAACAAGUCCAUGUACAGUACAUCAAAUGCCCAUUGUGUGUAGCUGCAGAUCAGUUACAUGUUGUAGAUAUGCCCACAGUGUUAUGGUAGUCUAGCUUCAUGUAUUCCAAAUGAAUGUCAUGGGUUUCAAUGUGGACAAAUGUGCUUGUAUGCAUGAGUGAUGGUGGGGAUGCAACUGAAUGUAUCGGGUCUGUUUGUGUGUAUGUGUGUGCGUGUGCGUGUGUGUGUGUCAGUAAGUAUACUGCACGUACGCUAGUUUGUGUGAGUCUGUUUGUGCGUGUGCAUGAGAAGGGCCCUCUUGAAGAUUUAACAUUUCAUUGUGUCUGUUUUAUUUUCUUGUGUUUUAUUUCAUUGUGUGUUUUAUUUUAUUGUGUGUUUUAUUUUAUUGUGUGUUUUAUUUCAUUGUGUUUUAUUUUAUUGUGUGUUUUAUUUCAUUGUGUGUUUUAUUUUAUUGUGUGUUUUAUUUUGUCGUGAUUUUACUGGAUUGUCUUGUUGCUCAGUGUCUGAAAUCCUGGAUUUCCCUGCUAUGCAACAAGACUCACAAUCAUGUGAGGGAAGGCAUCACCAGAUAGCCAUGUCUUUCCCUCUGUACAGACCACCUUGCAUAUAGAAGCCUGUGGACUUCUUGGAGAAAUAGAGGUAUCAUCUAUUGCAUGGUUAUGCAUAUGAUGUUAUUGUGUAUUACUAGAAUAUGAAAAAGUGACAAUGUCCAUGUGCAAUAUUCUAUGUCUGUCUGUCUGUUUUUGGUUUCCUUUGCUUUCUUGCCAGGUGUCUUCGCUGUUCAUCCUCCCACUGACUCUUUGCUGUUGUUCUGUAUGGUUUUGACAGUGUAUGCAUGGCUGUUUUCAUUUGCCUGUCGUUAACCCCAUUGAUAGCCAUGUCUAUGUGCUUCCUUCAGAGUGUUCCAUCAAACCACCUCACCACCCCUCUCCCUGCCCUCUCUCAACUCUUUUGAAGAAAGGUUGACAUUUCCUAUAGCAUAUCUCUUUAAAAAUGUAAACAUUUUCUAUAGCAUACUUCUUUAAAAAGGUCAACAUUUCCUGUAGCAUAUCUCUUUUAAAAAAGGUCAACAUUUCCUAUAGCAUAUCUCUUUAAAAAGUCAACAUUUCCUGUAGCAUCUCUUUAAAAAAGGUCAACAUUUCCUACAGCAUCUCUUUUUAAAUAAGGUCAACAUUUCCUAUAGCAUAUCUCUUUAAAAAGUAAACAUUUCAUGUAGCAUAUCUCUUUAAAAAGUCAACAUUUCCUACAGCAUCUCUUUUUAAAUAAGGUCAACAUUUCCUAUAGCAUAUCUCUUUAAAAAGUAAACAUUUCAUGUAGCAUAUCUCUUUAAAAAGUCAACAUUUCCUGUAGCAUAUCUCUUUAAAAAAGGUCAACAUUUCCUACAGCAUCUCUUUUUAAAUAAGGUCAACAUUUCCUGUAGCAUAUCUCUUUAAAAAAAAGGUCAACAUUUCCUGUAGCAUAUCUCUUUUAAAAAAGGUCCACAUUUCCUGUAGCAUAUCUCUUUAGAACAUUAAUAUUACCAAAGGUAGUAAAUCUAUUGGAUUCAUUAAGCUUAUAGAAACCAUCGACCUUCUUAUUGCAUUCAAGCCAAAUAACUCUCUGGCCAAGAUACAAGAUAUAUAAGAUACAAGAUAUAUAAGAUGUAUGUGAUAUUGUAAGCCUACACCAAAUCAAGGUAAAGUCAAAUCUACUGUCAUAUUCUGUCAGUAGAACACAAAAAGAACAAUGUUGGUUUGUUAUGAUAUUGCAAGUUGUACAUUCCAUUUUAGAGUAGAAACUUGAAAGUAACUUUCAAAUGUUGGAUUCAUAACAGUAGGACUAUUUGCAAUUGAAGAGGUAGUGUAGUAGUGAUAGUAUGACUACUGUAGAAGUAGCAGUAGCAGUUGUUAUUGUAGUAGUAGUAGUAGUAGUUAUUGUAGUAUUAUUAGUAGCAUGUAUAACAGUGCUAGUGCUAGUAGUAGCUACUCUGCUAUGGGGAGCAGGAGUAACUGUAGCAACAGUGGUUGUAGCAGCGUUAAUAGGUGACGGUAUCAUGGAAUCAACUGUCAAAGCAAUACUGAUGCCCCUGCUCCACACACACCACUGCAUGAAGGCCGCUCAUACACCCAAAGCAAUACUGAUGCCCCUGCUCCACACACACCACUGCAUGAAGGCCGCUCAUACACCCAAAGCAAUACUGAUGCCCCUGCUCCACACACACCACUGCAUGAAGGCCGCUCAUACACCCAAAGCAAUACUGAUGCCCCUGCUCCACACACACCACUGCAUGAAGGCAGCUCAUACACCCAAAGCAAUACUGAUGCCCCUGCCCCACACACACCACUGCAUGAAGGCCGCUCAUACACCCAAAGCAAUACUGAUGCCCCUGCCCCACACACACCACUGCAUGAAGGCCGCUCAUACACCCAAAGCAAUACUGAUGCCCCUGCCCCACACACACCACUGCAUGAAGGCCGCUCAUACACCCAAAGCAAUACUGAUGCCCCUGCCCCACACACACCACUGCAUGAAGGCCGCUCAUACACCCAAAGCAACCACACCUUUGACACAGCUGCACCUAUGUCAAUUAAUCACAUGACCCCCAACAUGAGAACAGUGUUAAAGAGAGGACAUUUGUGUUUUGUUUUGUAAGAUGGCAGACGCACGUCCUACUCCGACCCAUACGGACGGUGUCCCUAGAGGUCCAAAAUGCUCCAAGCCAAAUCCUUAACUCCAACUUUCUAUGGUCCUUUUAUUGUGUACUUUUUAAACUGUUUGUAAAGGAAGAAAAAAAACUCAUAGGAAACUAAUUUGUCUGUUGUAAGGCCAGUGAAGCAGAUGAAUGAGUACAAUGUACAUUGUUGAAGAAGUACAUCUGGCGAAAUAUUAUGUGUUUGUUACAUACAGUAGAAUAAAAGACACAGCGGUGGGCCACAUGCAUCAUAUUACUGUAUGUACCUCUGUACAUGUAGGGUUUCCUAAUGGAGACUACUUCUGUAAUAAAAGCAUGCUCAUUUAAGAAUAUCUAUUGGAAUGUCUUUUUAAUCCAGGACGACACUGAUUCUGGGUCUGGGAAUCUGGACAAUAGUAUUGGAUUUCUGGUUUCUGUAUUGUGAAGCUUUCUAUGUACAGUUUGUCACCUGGCUGUUUUAUUUUGAAGUCCUUUGGCAUUCAUUACUGUAUGUAAUUGUAAGCAUUUUGGCUGUGUGCCAAAAGGAUGUGAAUGUGUACUGUUGGUUUUUGGAACUUAUUAAAUAUAAUGAUGUCAAAUUAAAGAGUGGAUUUGCUUGUUUUAGGGCUAAUUUUUGUUCAGUGAUAAUACAAAUGUAUGCAAAAGAGACCCAGGUCUCUGCUAAAAUAAAGGUCAAAAAGCUC